Messenger RNA from Micropterus salmoides (largemouth bass), 6578 nucleotides. Its product is annotated as citron Rho-interacting kinase. Gene Ontology annotation, molecular function: protein serine/threonine kinase activity. The coding region runs from base 473 to 5428 and encodes 1651 amino acids. Gene Ontology annotation, cellular component: cytoskeleton; cytoplasm. The record is from RefSeq and is a predicted model, not a curated record. NCBI's taxonomy places the organism in Eukaryota, Metazoa, Chordata, Actinopteri, Centrarchiformes, Centrarchidae. The transcript is spliced from 40 exons. Gene Ontology annotation, biological process: actomyosin structure organization; peptidyl-threonine phosphorylation.
GAGAGAGACCUGGCUUCCUCUCACACUCCACAGUAUGUGCUCACCGGUCUGCUGCAUUACUCUACAAUGCAAUUUUUCUGUCGUCCUCAACUCCCUCCCUCUCUUCUCCGCUCUAUCUCUCUGUAAGCUCUCCAGUCGCUCUCGCUGCCUCACAGCGUUCUGCACUGCCACAGCGCAUCUUUCUCUCCCCUCAGCUCCACUCUCUCCCCUGUGAGGAUGACAUCCCCGAAUUUGAUGAACCAGCGAAGCUCUCAUUCUGGCUGGUGGCUUCCGAGGGAAACCCCAAAUGAACGGGCUUACUGGACGAGGUUGUGCCGUGUCUAAGGAGCUUUGUAGAAAUCAGCUGUAGCCAUCUCUGAAUUAGUGACUACAUCCAUCAACUCUCUAGAUAAGACCACCUCCUUUGGAAAACCUCAUUAAAACACAAAACUGACAGAAUUGCUGGACACAUGUCACAGGUAUUACUCUACACAUGGUUGAGCAGGAAAUCUCACUGGUCCAGAGGAAGAUGUCUGACCUUGAGUCAGUGCUGCAGCAGAAGGAUAUAGAGUUGAAGGCCUCAGAGACCCAGAGGACCAUCCUGGAACAGGAUCUGGCAACCUACAUCACAGAAUGCAGUAGUCUAAAGCGCAGUUUGGAGCAGGCUCGUAUGGAGGUGUCACAGGAGGACGAUAAAGCACUGCAGCUCCUCCAUGACAUCCGGGAGCAGAGCAACAAGCUGCAAGAGAUUAAAGAGCAGGAAUAUCAUGCCCAGCUGGAGGAGAUGCGAGUGUCCAUCAGACAACUGGAGGAGGACCUGUCUGCUGCUCGUCGCCGUAGCGACUUGUAUGAGGCUGAGCUGAAAGAGUCUCGGCAGACCAGCGAGGAACUGAAGAGGAAGGCUGCCGAGUACCAGCAUAGGAUGCAGAAGGUCUACAUUGCCAAAGAGCAAGGUAAAGCAGAAGCAGAUGACCUGAUGACCAAGUUGGAGAAGACCAAUGCUGAGCAGCAGACAAAGAUCCAGGAUCUUCAAGAGAAGCUUAGCAAGUCGUUAAAGGCCAGUGCUGAAGCUACAGAACUCCUUCAUAGUAUGAAAGUGGCCAAAGAGCGCAUGGAGCGAGAUCUGGAGAGGCUACAGAACAAGGAGGACUCCAGUGACAGCCUGCGGAGACGACUCCGUGAGACUGAAGAUGGGAGGAAGACUCUGGAGAACCAGGUGAAAAGGCUGGAGAUUGUCGAGCGUCGCGAGACUAAACUGAAGGAUGAGGUGCAGAGCAAGGCCCAACAGAUUCAGCAGAUGGCAGAUAAGAUUUUGGCGCUGGAGGAGAAUCUGCGAGAGACCCAAUCCACAGCCCAGCGGUUAGAGACUCAUCUGAAGCAGAAGGAGAAGCUCUAUGAAGACAAGAUAAAGGUGUUGGAGGCCCAGAUGAAGGCGGACAUGGCUGAUAAGGAGAUGCUGGAGUCCAGUCAGAGCAAAUAUGAGGAGGAGGUGCAGGAGAAGUGCAGCAUCAUCAGCGAACAGAAGGCGACCAUAAAUGCUAUGGACUCAAAGAUGAACAACCUGGAGCAGAGAAUUGCUGAGCUAUCUGAGGCCAACAAACUGGCAGCUAACAGCAGUAUCUACACCCAGAAAAACAUGAAAGCCCAGGAGGAGAUGAUCUCAGAGCUUCGCCAGCAGAAGUUCUACUUGGAGUCUCAGGCUGGGAAGUUGGAGGCCCAAAAUGCCAAACUGGAGGAGCACCUAGAGAAAAUGAGUCAGCAGGAGCAAAGCAAUAAGAGCCGUGUGCUGGAGCUGGAAACUAGGCUCAGAGAGAUUGGUCUGGAGAAUGAGGAACAGAAGCUGGAGAUUAAGCGUCAGGUGACCGAGCUGACACUGUCGCUGCAGGAGCGCGAAUCCCAGAUCAGCAACCUGCAGGCAGCCCGCCACGCUCUGGAGAGCCAACUACAGCAGGCCAAGUCUGAGCUGGAGGACACCACUGCAGAGGCUGAGGAGGAGAUCACUGUGCUCAGAGCACACAGAGACGAGAUACAACGGAAGUUUGAUGCCUUGAGAGACAGCUGUGCGGUGAUCACAGAUCUGGAGGAGCAGCUGACCACACUGACUCAGGAGAACGCCGAGCUGAACCGACAGAACUUCUACCUGUCCAAGCAGCUGGAUGAGGCCUCUGAUGAAAGAGAAGACCGGCUACAGCUCAGCCAGGAUGUGGACAGGCUGCGUCGGGAGGUGGCCGACCGUGAAAUGCACCUUAACAACCAGAAACAGAACCUUGAGACACUGAAGACCACGUGCACCAUGCUGGAGGAGCAGGUCCUGGAGCUGGAGACACUGAACGACGAGCUGCUGGAGAAGGAGAGACAGUGGGAAGCCUGGAGGACAACACUGGAGGAGGAGAAGAGCCAGGCUGACAGGAGGACCAGAGAGAUCCAGAGACUGCUGGACACGGAGAAACAGAACAGGCUUCGUGCAGAGCAGCGCAGCUCUGAGUCUCGCCAGGCUGUGGAACAGGCAGUUAAGGAGCACAAAUCUGAGAUCCUGGCCCUGCAGCAGGCCCUCAAAGACCAGAAACUCAAAGCCGAGAGCCUCGCCGACACUUUGAAUGAUCUGGAGAAGAAGCAUGCCAUGCUGGAGAUGAACGCCCGCAGUUUGCAGCAAAAGCUUGAGAGUGAGAGGGAUCUGAAGCAGAGGCUGCUGGAGGAGCAAGAGAAACUGCAGCAGCAGAUGGAUGCCCAGAAGACCCACAUCUUCCGUCUGACCCAGGGACUGCAAGACGCUCUGGACCAGACUGACCUGCUGAAGACUGAAAGGACUGACCUGGAAUACCAGCUGGAGAACAUCCAGCUCCACCUGCAGGCUGUGUACUCCCAUGAGAAGGUGAAAAUGGAGGGGACCAUCACCCAGCAGACCAAGCUCAUAGACUUCCUCCAGUCGCAGGCACAUGGUGGCUCCAAGAAGAAAAAGGGUCUGUUUGGGCGUCGUCGAGAGGACCUUUUGGCUGCCAUGGCUGCCCAGGCCCAGGCACAGGGUCAGGUUCAGGGCCAGGGUCAAGGUCAGGGUCAGGGUCAAGGCCAGGUUUCCCCUGUGCCCCCCAUCCAGCCCGUGCCUCUGCAGUACAGCGACAUGAAGAUAGCUCUGGACAAAGAGCGUGCUCGCUGCUCUGAGCUGGAAGACUCUCUGCAGAAGAUGAGAGCGGAGCUGCGAUCUCUGAGAGAGGAAGCGCUCCAGUAUAAAGAUCAUGGUAACGCUCCAAACCCGGCCACAGCACGGCAGCAGAUGAUUAUGUCUGCCAUGGUGAAGUCUCCUGAGCACCAGCAGGGCCCGACCAACCUGGCACCCUCCAACUCUGGACGCAGGAAGGAGACUGCAACGCCUGAGGAGAGAAGGAGGGUCACUUUUGAAAAGUAUAGUCGUCGUUUGAAGGACAGUCAGAGAGACAGAGAGAGGGAGAGAGAGAGGGUGGUGCACCACAACACCCCGCACCGCUUCACAGUGGGACUCAACAUGAGAGCUGCCAAGUGUACCGUGUGCCUGGAUACAGUGCACUUUGGUCGCCAAGCUGCUACCUGUCUUGAAUGUCACGCUUUGUGCCACCCAAAAUGCUCCCCCUGCCUUCCAGCCACGUGUGGCAUGUCCAGCGACUGCUCCCUGCAUCUGUCUGAGGGCCUGUGUCGGGACAAAGGUAGCUCCGCAGGCCAACAGCUGAAAGAAGCCAGCGGACACAUGCACCUGGAGGGCUGGAUGAAACAGCCCAGGAAUGGGAAGCGAGGCCAGGGCUGGGAGAGAAAGUAUGUGGUCCUGGAUGGGACUAAAGUGUCCAUCUACGAGAUAGAGCCCAGAGAAGAAUCAGUGAAGCCACUGGAAGAGUUUGACUUGUGUUUGUCAGAUGGAGAGGUGGUUGUUCAUGGAGCAGUAGGGGCAUCUGAGCUAACCAACACCGCCAAGUCAGAUGUUUCCUAUGUCCUGAAGCUGGAGUCCCGCUGCCACGCCCCCUGCUGGCCUGGACAGUCAAUUUACUUCAUGGCGCCCAGUUUCCCAGACAAACAGCGCUGGGUGGCGGUCAUGGAGUCCGUGGUGGCCGCGGGCCGAGCUUCACGGGAGAAGGCCGAGGCCGACGCAAAGCUGCUAGGAAACUCUCUCCUAAAGCUGGAGGGAGAUGAUAGGCUGGAUAUAAACUGCACCCUCCCUCUCACAGAUCAGAUAGUUCUGGUGGGCUCUGAAGAGGGUCUGUACGCCCUGAAUGUCAUCAAGAACUCUCUGACUCACAUCCCCGGCCUGGGAUCAGUCUUUCAGAUCCACAUCGUCAAAGAGCAGGAGAAACUGCUGAUGAUUGUAGGAGACGAGAGGGCGUUGUGUCUGGUGGAGAUCAAGAGGGUGAAGCAGUCUCUGGCCCAGUCCCACCUGCCCAGCCAGUCUGAACUGGCUCCCUACAUCUUUGAGACGGUGAAGGGCUGCCAUCUGUUUGCUGCUGGGAGAAUAGACAAUGGGCCUUGUAUAUGCGCUGCGAUGCCCAACAAGAUAACCAUUCUGCGCUACAACGACAGCCUCAACAAAUACUGCAUUCGUAAGGAGAUUGAAACUCUGGAGCCCUGCAGCUGCGUCCACCUGACCAGCUACAGCAUCAUCAUCGGCACCAACAAGUUCUACGAGAUUGAGAUGAAACAGUUUGUGCUCGAGGAGUUCCUGGACAAGAACGACGCGUCGCUGGCCUCGGCGGUGUUUGCGGCCUCGUCCCACAGUUUCCCCAUCGCCAUCAUGCAGGUGGCCAGCAGCAUGCAGAAGGAGGAGUACCUGCUGUGUUUUCACGAGUUUGGAGUGUUUGUGGACACGUAUGGACGAAGAAGCCGCACUGAGGACAUUAAGUGGAGCCGCCUGCCUUUGUCUUUUGCCUACAGAGAGCCCUACCUGUUUGUCACCUACUUCAACUCCCUGGACGUCAUCGAGGUCCAGGGACACGCUUCUCUGGGUCCUACAGUGCUGGCCCACCUGGACAUCCCCAACCCUCGCUACCUGGGCCCAGCCAUCUCCUCCGGGGCCAUUUACCUGGCUUCCUCCUACCAGAACAAACUGCGGGUCAUCUGCUGUAAGGGAAGUCUGAUCAGAGAGUCUGGAGAGCUGCAGAGGACCGGCUCCAGCAGAGGUAGUCCCAGUAAGCGAGGCCCGCCCACCUACACAGAGCACAUCUCCAAGCGUUUGUCCUCGGGCCCUGGCAGCCAUGACGGUCUGCACCGGGAGCCCAGCACCCCACACCGUUACCGGGAGGGCCGCACCGAGUUCAGACGGGACAAGUCUCCUGCCCGACCGCUGGACAGGGAGAAGUCGCCCGGCAGGGUGCUUGACAGUCGCAGGGAAAGGUCUCCUGGGAGAUUCGGGGACAGCACCCGACUUCAUGCUGGGUCUGUGCGAACACAGCUCGCCCCUGUUAACAAGGUAUGGGAUCAGUCAUCAGUGUGAAUCCAGCUCAGCGCCGCUCCUGACUGGAGGUUGAAGAGAAACUAAGGGGGAAACCCUUGAUCCACUUUUGAGUGCAAGCACACACACAAACACACACUCCACACGCCCCAUUGCCUGUACAUAGUGCGGUCUCAGUUCCUCGCUCAACAACACGUAAACCUGCACUGGGAGACGUCUCCCCGCGACAAUCCUCUUUUCUGACUCGUGCUUUCACAGGAGAAAUCCCACAGUAGAUGUGAUGGCAGGGAACCUUCGCUGAUCUACAGAUCAAGAGAAUCUACUUUCUAACAUAUACUCAAAGUUGUAAAUAUUGCUGUCUGAGUUUUUAUAGAUAAAAGGGAAUAGUCGGCCGGUAAAGCCAUGUCUAUUUUUUUUAAAAAUGAGUUUCUAAAGAUGUUGCAGGGAGAUUAAUAUUGUUGUUGGUUAGGAAAUACAGUAUCAACAUUUCAUUAGAAUCUGAUAUAUCAUGUUCUCUGAUCAGAGAAUCAAACCAACAUUUAAUCACGGACAUAAAUGAUGAUGAUGAGAAAGAGUUCUGAUGAGGCAACACUUUGCACAUGAGAUUGGAUUUGAACAGGAGUUAAAAGCUCGUCCUUUGUUACAUGACCAGUCUUCUUUGGAUCAAAUGUAUGGUCCUCUUGACUAAAUAGCCUUUGAUAUAUAAUUGCAUCCGAUUGCUUUAUUGACAGUCAUCGUCCGGCCAUACUUUGUAAAACAAUUGUUAAGCAACGUUUUGCUCCAAGUGUUCCUUGUGUUGUUUUUAAGCAAACCUAAGAUCAAGAAACACGCAGCUCUGCCUCUGAUGCCGGCCUCAGCUUGCUCUUAGUCCGCUGCUGCUGAUUAUGGUACAGAUGUCCUGUGUCUGUGCAGUGCUAUUGAGUCUAAUAAUCGUCAGGGGUCGUCACUUUCUAGUAUUGUUUCUAUAGAGCCAGUAAGACCACCUCCAUUGGUCACAUCGGUGAGCAUGACUAACUUAGAGCAGCACUUGUUGCUUUAUGAUCUUGAUUCGCUCUCUUGGUUGUUCUUUUCUGUCACGUAUUCACUUGAAUUUGCAUUCAAUAAGUAGACAUUGAUGUUAGACAGUAACUUAAGAUUUUCUUGAUUUUUAGAGAUGUAUACCAGUACACACAUUAAACAUGACUGAAGUGUU